UCAGGACAGAAGUUGAGUUUCCUCUGUAUACAAUGGAGACCCUGUUAUUUCUUGUUUCUCAACGGUGUGGUUUAAGGCAGCAAAAGCAAACAUAUGGAAGGAGAGCUGAAUCCUAUUCUAAGAGCACAGACCCUCAGGUAUCUACCAUGGUGUUGGAUCCUGAAGAAAAGAUGCCAGACGAUGGCGCUUCUGGGGACCAUGGAGACUCUGCCAGCCUUGGCGCCAUCAACCCUGCCUACAGCAACUCUUCCCUCCCGCAUUCCACCGGGGAUUCCGAUGAACCCUUCACCACCUACUUUGAUGAGAAAAUCCCCAUUCCUGAGGAGGAGUACUCUUGUUUUAGCUUUCGUAAACUCUGGGCGUUCACGGGGCCUGGCUUUCUUAUGAGCAUUGCUUACCUGGAUCCAGGAAACAUCGAGUCUGAUUUGCAGUCUGGUGCAGUGGCUGGAUUUAAGUUGCUCUGGGUGCUCCUGUUGGCCACCAUCGUGGGGCUGCUGCUCCAGCGCCUUGCAGCGAGACUUGGAGUGGUCACCGGCUUGCAUCUUGCUGAAGUAUGCCACCGUCAGUACCCCAAGGUCCCACGGAUCAUCCUGUGGCUGAUGGUGGAGUUGGCAAUCAUUGGUUCCGAUAUGCAGGAAGUCAUUGGCUCAGCCAUUGCCAUCAAUCUCCUGUCGGCAGGAAGGGUUCCCUUGUGGGGUGGAGUCCUCAUCACCAUCGCAGAUACUUUUGUAUUUCUUUUUUUGGACAAAUAUGGCCUGCGGAAGCUGGAAGCAUUUUUUGGCUUUCUCAUCACUAUCAUGGCCCUCACGUUUGGAUAUGAGUAUAUUACAGUGAGGCCCAGCCAAAGCCAAGUUCUCAGGGGCAUGUUCGUGCCGUCCUGUUCAGGCUGCAGCACCCCUCAGGUGGAGCAGGCGGUGGGCAUCGUGGGAGCCGUCAUCAUGCCGCACAACAUGUACCUGCAUUCUGCCUUGGUCAAGUCUAGGCAGGUGAACCGGGCCAAUAAGCAGGAAGUGCGAGAAGCCAAUAAGUACUUCUUCAUCGAGUCCUGCAUCGCCCUCUUUGUCUCCUUCAUCAUCAAUGUCUUCGUCGUCUCUGUCUUUGCUGAAGCAUUUUUUGAGAAAACCAACGAGCAGGUGGUUGAUGUCUGCAGGAAUAACAGCAGCCCCCAUGCGGGCCUCUUUCCCAAUGACAACUCUACUCUGGCUGUGGACAUCUACAAAGGGGGUGUUGUGCUUGGAUGUUACUUCGGGCCUGCAGCUCUCUACAUCUGGGCAGUGGGGAUCCUGGCUGCCGGUCAGAGCUCCACCAUGACUGGAACCUAUUCUGGCCAGUUUGUCAUGGAGGGAUUCCUGAACCUAAAAUGGUCGCGCUUUGCCCGAGUGAUUCUGACUCGGUCUAUAGCCAUCAUCCCCACCCUGCUUGUGGCUGUCUUCCAAGAUGUGGAGCAUCUGACAGGGAUGAAUGAUUUCCUGAACGUUCUGCAGAGCUUACAGCUCCCCUUUGCUCUCAUACCCAUCCUCACGUUGACAAGCCUGCGGCCAGUGAUGAACGAGUUCUCCAACGGAAUAGGCUGGAGGAUCGCGGGCGGCAUCUUGGUCCUAAUCGUCUGCUCCAUCAACAUGUACUUCGUAGUGGUCUAUGUCCAGGAGCUAGCGCACGUGGCACUGUACGUGGUGGCUGCGGUGAUUAGCGUGGCUUAUCUGACCUUUGUGUUCUACUUGGGUUGGCAGUGUUUGAUUGCAUUGGGCCUGUCUUUCCUGGACUGUGGACGCUCGUACCGCCUCGGACUGACCGCUCAGCCUGAACUCUACCUUCUGAACACCGUGGAUGCCGACUCAUUGGUGUCUAGAUGACUAACAGCCCAGGAGACUUUAAGAACACUUUUCUCUAAGCCCUUCUCUGCCAAGUGCCUGUUAGCAAACCCCUUAGUUGAGAGGUGAGCGCCUUCAGAUGUUCUGAAUGAGGUGAAGAUCCCCUCAUGGAGUCAGGGGUAAAAGCUAACAGCUGUGUAUGGGUCAGAGACCCCUCAGAGGUAAACAGUGAGCCUGUGACAGCUGUGCAGUCCCUCAGGCUUGUGUCUGCACUUCUGGGGUUUAAAAUGUAUGGAUAUGUAUUUAUGUGAACUCAAACGUGCCGGUUUGGGUAAGAUUUUAAGGUUAUAAAAUUUGAUAGAUUUUUACAAAUGUC
Grammomys surdaster is the source of this 2187-nucleotide messenger RNA. RefSeq names its product solute carrier family 11 member 2 (gene Slc11a2). Gene Ontology annotation, cellular component: plasma membrane. Gene Ontology annotation, molecular function: manganese ion transmembrane transporter activity; cadmium ion transmembrane transporter activity; iron ion transmembrane transporter activity. The record is from RefSeq and is a predicted model, not a curated record. NCBI's taxonomy places the organism in Eukaryota, Metazoa, Chordata, Mammalia, Rodentia, Muridae. The coding region runs from base 33 to 1853 and encodes 606 amino acids. The transcript is spliced from 17 exons. Gene Ontology annotation, biological process: metal ion transport.